Molecule: messenger RNA, 1952 nt
Organism: Sardina pilchardus (European sardine)
Lineage: Eukaryota; Metazoa; Chordata; Actinopteri; Clupeiformes; Clupeidae
Gene: cyp7a1
Product: cytochrome P450 7A1
Exons: 6
Coding region: 44-1585 (513 amino acids)
Biological process (GO): cellular response to glucose stimulus; cholesterol homeostasis; bile acid biosynthetic process
Molecular function (GO): cholesterol 7-alpha-monooxygenase activity; heme binding; iron ion binding
Source: RefSeq, a predicted model, not a curated record
GAUAACAUUUUCAGUGCAUACCUCCUGUUUUCAAACUGCAACAAUGAUGAGCAUUGCAUUCAUAUGGGCUGUUGUGGUUGGACUCUGCUGUUGCUUGUGGCUGAUUUUAGGGAUCCGAAGGAGGCAACCUGGAGAGCCAGCAGUGGAGAACGGCUGGAUCCCAUAUCUUGGAUGUGCCCUCCAAUUUGGUGCCAACCCCCUAGAAUUCCUUCGAAGUCGGCAGAAGAAAUAUGGCCAUAUCUUCACUUGUAAGAUUGCUGGCGACUAUGUCCACUUCCUGUGCGAUCCUUUCUCUUAUCAUUCAGUCAUCCGGCAGGGCAGACACCUUGAUUGGAAGAAAUUCCACUUUAAUGCAUCCGUCAAGGCUUUUGGCCAUGAGAGCAUGGACCCAAGCCAUGGCUACACAACAGAAAACCUGCACCAGACCUUCCUUAAAACUCUACAGGGAGAAGCUCUGCCUUCACUCAUUGAGAAUAUGAUGGAGAAUCUACAAACAGUCAUGCUACAGUCUGACACACUCAAGGUCACCACCUCUAACUGGGAGGUCGAUGGUAUCUUUGCCUUCUGUUACAAGGUUAUGUUCGAAUCAGGUUACCUCACAUUGUUUGGAAAGGAGCUGGGAAAUGGCGACAAGAUCCAGGCUCACCAGGAUGCACAGAAAGCCCUUGUGCUCAAUGCCUUGGAGAACUUUAAAGAGUUUGACAAGAUCUUCCCAGCGCUGGUUGCUGGUCUGCCCAUCCAUGUAUUUAAGAGUGCCCACAGUGCCCGUGAGAACUUAGCUAAGACGAUGCUCCGUGAGAAUCUCAGCAAGAGAGAAAAUAUGUCCGAUUUGAUUUCUCUUCGCAUGCUCCUAAACGACACCCUGUCCACAUUCAACGACAUCAGCAAGGCCCGUACCCAUGUGGCUCUGCUUUGGGCGUCUCAGGCCAACACCCUACCUGCUACCUUCUGGGCCCUCUUAUACAUGAUCAGGAGCCCUGGGGCUAUGCGAGCUGCUACUGCGGAGGUGGAGAGUAUCCUAGAAAGUUCCCACCAGAAAGCAGAUCCAAUGAACCCUCAGCUUGUUCUGACCAGAGAGCAACUGGACAAUAUGCCGGUUUUGGACAGUAUCAUCAAGGAAGCUAUGCGUCUGUCAAGUGCUUCUCUCAAUGUUCGAGUUGCCAAGGAGGACUUCCUGCUCCACCUGGACAACAAGGAGUCCUACCAUAUACGCAAAGAUGAUGUAAUAGCACUCUAUCCACAGAUGCUUCAUUUUGAUCCUGAGAUCUACGAGGAUCCUCUGACCUACAAAUAUGACCGGUACUUGGAUGAAAACGGACAGGAGAAAACUAACUUUUACAGAGAUGGACGCAAGCUCCGCUACUAUUAUAUGCCUUUUGGGUCUGGGGUAACGAAAUGCCCAGGACGUUUCUUUGCUGUGCAUGAAAUCAAGCAGUUCCUCGCGCUUUUGCUAGCAUAUUUUGAUAUGGAGCUGCUGGACUCUAAUGUUAAAGUCCCCCCACUUGACCAGUCACGAGCUGGUUUGGGAAUCCUCCAGCCAACAUAUGAUGUUGACUUCAAGUAUCGAUUGAAGUAUCAGUGUUGAGAGCAUGUUAAAUUAUUGUCUUUAUAUGUAUAUUGAUAUUAUUUUUUUUACCACUGACUGAUGUGCAUAAACAUAGAUUUUUGUUUAGAAAUAAGAAUUGUGCGUAAUCUGUAAAUGGUGCUGUUUGUGACAGCAGGCAUGUUUUUGAUGAUCUUGUGUUAUCAGUAAUAUUUACUGCACACAGUUUCCUAGUAGAUUCCAGGUUAACAUUUCAACAACAAUGAAUGAUUCUAAGCUUUACAAUCUCUGUGAAUUGUCAAUUAUUUCUUGUUGCAAUCACAGAUGUACAUAGGCUUUAAAUAUUCUGACUGAUGAAAUAAUAUAUGUAAACGUGUCCUCAUCAUUAAAAUGUGUAGUUUUGUACUCA